AUGCCUUCGCCACCAUCUCAAGAGGAAGAUGCAGUUGAGGAAGAAGAGUGGGAAACAACAUCUACGUUAGAAACACUGGGUAGCAUUCACGUGGAGGACAGUCCCACCGCAGACCACGCAUUCUACGUCUCUCAGCUGGUGAUCAUCGAUCAUCGAUCAUCCCCGAUCGGACAAGUUCCUUGCUAGAAACCCUCGCAACUGGAUGUGUAGGGGACUUAUCGACCAGGCUUACGAUGAAGUCGUAAAAGUACUCACUUCAGAUUGAACGAUGCCGGAUGAGACAGGAGAUUGACGU
Molecule: messenger RNA, 295 nt
Organism: Suillus clintonianus
Lineage: Eukaryota; Fungi; Basidiomycota; Agaricomycetes; Boletales; Suillaceae
Exons: 2
Coding region: 1-186 (61 amino acids)
Source: RefSeq, a predicted model, not a curated record